AGCACUUUAUUGGCUCAAGAGACACCUGUUCCACAGCGCUUCGGGCCGGCCAGCCAUGGAGCAGCCGCUUCUGGACGGACAGCAUGUCGAUGAGGGCGGCAAUGUUGCUGCUGAAACCAGCGGCGAAGAGUCAAGCGCGCAGGCCGACACGAGGGAGGCGGCAAACAUGCCCGUCUAUUCAGGCCACGCCUUCGGCGACGACCUGGCAGCCGUUCUGACGGAGGGCAUUCGCCGCUACGAUCCACGGCUGCGGCCUGGAUAUGAGCAGAGCCUGACAGACCGGCGGGGUGUCCGGACACGACUGCUCCCAGCAGUGGCCCUGUCGCUGCUGAUGGCUAGCAUGGCGCGCGAGGGCGGCAUGGCGGCGGCGGUGCUCGAAGUCUGGAUGGCGCUGGCCUGCCUUCUCGGGGCCGCUGCGGCGCCCGUCCUGCUGGGCGGCGCGUGCACGCGGCUGCAGGAUCUUAUGGUGUUGCUGGCCGCCGUAGUGCACACGCGGCAGGCAGCUGCCUCUGCCACAUUUCAGGGUCCGCCCACGCAGCACCUGGUGAUGUUCUGGACCGUUGCCAUGCCGAUGUCUGGUACUGGUUGUGAGAUGCUUGCGUGCUACGCGGCUCUCCUGCUGGCCUUGCAGCUUUUCCACGGCGAAGCAUUCGUGGGCUCAUGGUACUUGGCCGCAGCGAUGCUGCUCGCUGCGCCAGUUGUCGCGUCGGAGAACCAGGCCGCGGAUUUCUGGGAACGAAUGCAGCGAGGCAACGCUGCGCUCCAGCGUCUGCUGGAUAAUGCGGGUGGCGCGCACUGUGCAGUGGAUGUGUCCACUGGCAACUUUGUGUCGUCCAGCGAAAGCUUCCAGCUGAUUUUCGGCGCACCUGCCGAGCCGGGCCAGAGCAUCGCCGAUCUCGCGAUCUCCCCACAUGACAAGGACGGGUUGGGCCAGCUCCUGCGAACCUCUCGCGUGGCGGCCAGCGCCUCCUCGCUGGAGCCCCUCUUCGUGGCUUCGCUGCGCCUGCCCGGGGGGCCCUCUGCGGGUGCGGUCGCAGCGCGCCUGGUUCCUUACAGCCUGUCCGACGGCCGCCUGCACAUCCUCGUACAGGUGCAGUCCGGGGAGGGCCAGGGCAACCGGGUCUGGGUCAAGGAGCAGGCAGUGGCAGAGCGAGAGACGAGGUGUGCGGCGCUGGAGCGGGCCCUCGCCGCACGCGACGCGUGCAUGAGCGAGCAAGAGAAAGCCCUGAGCGAGAUGCACGAGCUCUUCGAGCGACGCCAGGGACAGCGACUGCCAGACCGGCCCCCGACGGGCACCUUGUGAUGCGCCACGGAUGAAGCCCCUGGGGUCGCCGACCGCCAGGCUUGCCGGUGCCGACGGCUGGAUGCCAUGCGGCCUCCCCGCCACUGGGCCGUCGGCCCGGUCGUCGCGCCCGCACCGCCCGACGUCUCGCACCACCAGGAUUCUCGGCGUCGAGACCACGCCGGCGACGGCAGGCAGCAGAGGCACUCCAACUGCGCUGCGGAAGGAGCUCGGGCGCGCAGGCAGGCCAGCCAGCACCGAGCGAGCACUUCGGACGCUGGGCACGGCGAGUGAAGGCUGCCGGUCCUCGCCGAGGCGCGCGCAGACGGUGUUCCCUUCCUCGGAGGAGGAGAGGCAUGGAUCACCGCUUCCGUGAAGCCAUCGGAGGGGGGACCGAUCCCUGGGUGGUGGCACGCCUGAGCGUCGCCAUGCGCUGGGUGACGCCCGGGCGUUUCCACCGCCCACGGGUCGGCCCCUCAAGGCUAGGUUCUCGGUGGCGGUGGUCCAUGUUUCUCUUCCGCCUUCCCUCCAGUCCUGUGACGUCUGUUUUUUCACGACGUGCGCGCGUUGUGCUCUCGAGCCCACCCGUGGUGGCGGCUCCGCGCCGCGGGUCGCUUGAGUGUAGCGCCCCCAAGAACGGCUGAAGUCUGCAGCGUGACGCCGAA
Prorocentrum cordatum is the source of this 1947-nucleotide messenger RNA. NCBI's taxonomy places the organism in Eukaryota, Dinophyceae, Prorocentrales, Prorocentraceae. The record is from the annotation of a GenBank genome assembly.